AUUGACUUUGAUGAUUCGUGGUUGACUACUUGAUCUCCCUCGUUGAAGCCACGGUUAGUAGCAAACAAAUUUGCUGAAACCUGGAAGGCCGUUUUUGCCUUUACGAAGAUAGUGCUCGACUCCUAAAUUGUCAUGGUGGAAAUAUCGCGAUGAUUAAGCGAAUUUCAUUCUGAUUAAUUUUUUUUUUGUACAUAAAAUUGCUUUCGGGUUUUGGUUUUCUAGACAAUCAUGCGAGUGCAAUCAAUUAUGGGUGGAAUGAUAAAGAUAUUUUCUUCCCAUAAAUUCUUUCUUGAAUAUUGCCUUAAAUCAGCACAAGCUCCAAGGUACCCUUUUGUUAAGCAAUUCUCCCCCAUUUUACAUCCGAUCAAAUUGUAAGUGCAGUUCGAGUAAAGUAAAUGGUGAUUAUAAUAAUAAUAAUAAAAAAGAAGGUAAAUGGUGAUUCUCUUUUAGGUUUCGUUGAAUCAAACGAUCAAGCACUUGGAGAAUAGGUGAAUGAGUUAAUUGUGGUGAGCAUUGAGGACAUCCUUUACUCGAUUUCUAAUGCUGAGUUUUGGGUAGCUUGGGCCGAGGCAUGAAGGGUAUCUUCUUUCCCUAGCAAAAAGACGUGCUUCUCUGUGGCAGUUUCUCCGAAGAAUCUUCUUAACCGUACAAGAAAAAAGCAAAAAGGAUAAUACCAAAGAAGGAACAGAACUUUGUUGGAGCACAAAAUGGAGUCUUCUGAACGGAAAUUGAAGCUGAUGAUCCGGUGGGUGUGGUCGAAUUGGCAGAACAGGAGGAGAAUUUGAUCUUGAAUUUAGAGGAAAACAGGAACGCACCAUAUUUUUUUUUUCUAAGGGAUAAAAUAAUCCUUUUCAUAUUAAAAUUAAUUGACAGUCAAAUCCUGAUCAUAAAAUAAUUAUCAGAUUUCUAUUUAUUAUUUGUCUAUUUUUAGAGUUUUUACCCCCUCAUUCUCCCCUUUUUUUCUUUAUCCCAAGCCAGGUUUAAAAAAAAAAAAUUAAAUGGAUGUCUGAAACUGAAACCAGAUCGAUCGCUAGCCAAUCCAUCUCUGCCUCUGUGCCUCUGGCUGGCCCACCCCCUUUCGUUCGCUGUCGCCGGGCUCGCUGCUCUGUCUCAGUGUCUCUCGCUUGCUGCUCGUCGUCGCCCUCUCCCAAAUCGAUUCCUGCUUCAGUGCCUCUUCCUUUCGGUGUUGCUGCUCUGUCUCGUUUUCCUGCUCGUCUCUGUUUUGUUGUUGCUUAUCUUUCUCUGCUUCGCAUUUCUCCCUUCCUUGCUGUUGUGCACUUGUUCUCGCUGCUAUUGCCGUCGCUGGAGCUGUUGUUCACUUCAGUGCUGCUCGUCCCUCGUUUCGCUUGCAGAUCAAAGUCUUAGCCUAAUAAACGACAUUGUUUUGUCCUGCCUUUCAUAGUCGAUGACUCGAUGCCAGUUGCCAACGAAUGAUCCUCCAUUCUUGCUUCACUCUGCUCUCCCUCAAGUUUUCAUACAAACCGCUUAUUUCUUCCGUCCGUUACCUCCCACGGAUUCUACUCAACUUUCAAUCCGCUGCCAUUACUUUUCCUUCAUCUUCUUUAAGCAACCAAAAUUGGACGACCCAGGUAGAUUUUUCUUCAAUCGAUUUUCGUGGUUUCUCUCGGUCUGUGUUAUCCAAAUCUUCCUUUUCCGAUGAUAAAGCCAGGGACUAUACUACUGCUUCUCUUAAAGAUCUACUUUUGGAGAUUUCUGAUGUAAUCCCAGAAAUCACUCGUCGAUUGUGGAGGUUGUCUGUGUUGCAACCCGAAAAUUUACUGGAAAUAUUACUAGGUCUUCAAUCGGAGUCUCUCAAAGAUGGAUUUCAGGUGGACAAGGUCAGAUGUCUGUGGGAAAUUUUCAGACGGGCUGACGAGCAGAAUAGGGUGUCCAAGCAUCUUUCUAUGUCGCAUGAAGUCAUGGCUUCCAUGCUUAUUCAAGUCAGGUUACUUCAAGAAGCUGAGAACUUGCUCUCUACAUUGGAGGGUUGUGGAGUUUCAUUGGAUUUUCAUGAGUUUUACAGUAAUUUGGUUGAAGGUUAUGUUGGCAUGAACGAGUUAGAGAGAGCCGUCUCAAUAUACGACUGUAUGAGGAAACGGAGUAUAAUUCUUUCUAGGUCCUGCUAUUGUGCUUUCUUAGAUGCUUUGGUGCAAAUGAAGAGAAUAAAACUUGCAUCUCGAAUUUCACUGGAUUUGGUGGAUUUGGGUCCCUCAUGGAGUGUUGAUGAGAUAAAUACGCUGGAGGAUGUCAUAAGACUACUUUGCAGAAAUGGUAAUAUUCUCCAAGCUAGAACUUUGGUCAAGAAGGUCUUACCUUACAAUUUUGAGAUUAGUGGCUUAAUUCUUGAUGAAAUUACUAUGGGCUAUUGUGAGAAGAAGGACUUUGAAGAUCUUCUUAGAUUCUUCGUUGAAGUAAAACGAACCCCGACCUUAAUGGCUGCCAAUAGAGUUAUAAAUUCUGUAUGCAUCUGCUAUGGUGCAGAAAGGGCCGGAAUGUUUAUGCGUGAACUACAAAAUAUAGGCUUUUGUCCUGAUGAAUUAACCUAUGGGAUUUUAAUUGGUUGGAACUGUCGUGAAGGGAAUUUGAAGAAUGCACUGGGUUAUUUGUCAAUUAUGCUGUCAAAAAGCAUUUCACCUCGAAUAUAUACUUACAAUGCUCUUAUAAGUGGGUUGUUUAAGGUUGGAAUGUUGAAGCAUGCUCGUGACAUCCUUGAUGAGAUGAUGGAUCGAGGAACAAUACCUGAUAUGUCAACUUUUAGAGUUUUCCUAGCAGGAUAUUGUAUGGCUAGAAAAUUUGAUGAAAUAAGAAGUUUGAUUUUAGAGAUGAAGAGGCGUGGCUUAAUCGAACUUUCUUUGUCUGACGAUCCACUUUCCAAGGCAUUUCUGAUUUUGGGGAUGGAUCCAUCGACUGUGAGGUUGAAACGAGACAAUGAUGUAAAACUUUCAAAAACAGAGUUUUUCGAUGAUAUUGGAAAUGGACUUUAUUUAGAUACUGACCUGGAUUGGUAUGAGAACCACGUUAAUGGGGUUCUUGAAGAUUCCACUGUACCUAAUUUCAAUUCAUGUAUCAGGAAUGAAUGCAUCAACAACAACCUAAAAGGUGCCCUUAUUUUGGUAGAAGAAAUGCUAAGGUGGGGGCAGGAAUUGCUGUUGUCUGACUUUUCAGAGCUAGUGAGACAACUUUGCUCAUGUAGGUCACAAAUCAAGUCGAUGACGAACCUUUUGGAGAAAAUGCCACAGUUGGCAUGUAAAUUAGACCUGGAAACGCUCAAUUUGGUUGUUCAGGUGUACAGCAAGAAGGGGUUUCUGAGCAAAGCAAAGUUUAUACUGGAAGAAAUGCUUCAAAGUCAACUUUGUGUCAAGAAUGAGACAUAUACUGCCCUACUAAUGAGUUUAUGUAAGAAAGGAAACAUGAGGGACUUUAAUAAUUACUGGGAUCUUGCUCAAAAAGAUAGCUGGUCACCAGCAUUGGAAGUUUUUAGAGAUCUUCUUACUUAUGUCUGUGAUCAAAAAAUGAUUGGGAAAGCAUUGCAGCUUGUUGAAAUCAUGCUGCUCUCUUACCCUUCCCGAAGGUUAGACAUUUGUCACACAUUCCUUGAAGUAGUUUGUAUUACUGGUUUUUCUGGUGUUGCCCUCGUGUUCUUAGAACAGCUACAACCUUGGUUUGUCUUGGAUCGUGCUGGUUAUAAUCAUCUUAUAAGGGGUUUGUUUAGGGAGGGGAAGUUUGAUGUAGCCUUUGCUGUAUUAAAUGGUAUGAUGGAUAAAAAUUUGGCACCCUGUCUGUAUGUUUCUGUCUUGUUAAUUAAUCAGCUUUGUAAGGCUGAUUUGUUUGACAAAGCCAUUGCAUUGAAGGAUAUUAUUUUGAAAGAGCACUCUGCAUUUUCUACUUCUGCUCAGUGUGCAUUGAUCCAUGGGUUUUAUAAUUCUGGGAACACUGAGAAAGCAGACACUUUAUUUCAGGAUAUUUUGUCAAAGGGACUAAUUUUGAAUUCUGAAGUGUGCAAUAUAAUUAUUCAAGGGAACUGGAAAACUUAUGAUUUGAGGAAAGUCGGGGAACUACUUGGAUUUGCUAUUAGAAAAAACUUGGUAACCCUCUCAAGUUAUCGGAGUUUGGUGCGAAUAAUGUGUCUGACAGGUAGAGUCCAAGAUGCUUUAAGCUUGAAAAACCUUAUGCUUGAACAAGGUAUAUUUGAUAGCCAUGUAGUAUAUAACAUACUUAUAUUUUAUCUCCUGUCAUCUCGAAACAAUUCUCUUGUUAAUAUGCUACUAGAUGAAAUGGAUGGGAGCAAACUCAAUCCCAAUGAAGUCACUUAUAAUUUUCUUGUCUACGGAUUCUUGCAAUGUAAGGAUGUUCACAGAUCGGCGCAUUUUUUAACUACUAUGAUUGGGAAGGAACUCAAACCUGCCAGCCGCAGCUUGAGGGUGGUUAUAAGUAGCCUGUGUAAUGUUGGGGAACUGCGAAAAGCCCUGGAAUUUAGUAAAGAAAUGGAAUUAAGGGGAUGGAGUCAUGGUUCAGCCAUUCAAAAUGCAAUAACUGAAGGCCUUCUUUCUCAUGGUAAGAUACAUGAAGCAGAAAAUUUUGUGGACAGGAUGCAGGAGAGAUUUUUAACCCCAGAUAAUAUCAAUUACGAUAAUCUGGUUAAGCGUUUUUGCCAGUAUGGAAGACUGGACAAGGCGGUUUCUCUUAUGAACAUCAUGCUGAAGAAACAUAACGUUCCAAUCUCCACCAGUUAUGAUGCUGUAAUUUAUGGAUUCUGUGCACAAAAUAAAUUGGACAGAGCUUUGGAUUUUUAUUCUGAGAUGACUAUCCAUGAUCUCAAACCAAAACUCGAAACGCAGGAAAUGCUUGUCCAUUGCUUCUGCCAAUAUGGAAGAACAAAAGAAGCAGAACAGUUCCUAAUGGACAUGAUUCAGGAUGGUGAAACUCCAACGAGAGAUAUGUUUUGCUCUGUAAUCAACACUCUCCGCAUGGAAAAGAAUCUUAACCAGGCAUCGGAGAUGAUGCAGGCAAUGCAGCAAGUCGGCUAUGAGCCUGACUUUGAGACACAUUGGUCUCUGAUAAGCAACUUAAGUGAUGAACAAAGAAAGUACACUGAUAAUAGAAGCAAGAGGUUUUUGUCGAGGCUUCUUUCUGAAAGUGGCUUUGCUCUGAAGAAACGAUUCAAGUCCUAGGCUGGCUGUAUUAAUCUCAGUUUGACUGUAUUUAUCGUUAUCUUUUAGCAGCGCUGUGUUGUGAAUGCAGGAGUAGUUCUGCUCAAUCCUUCUACAUGUUUAGUCUUCGCUACAUAUAUAGGUUGUUAUGAACUAGUUUUGAGCAAAUAUUUUUGUCAGCUUAAUUCAGAGUUUACCUUGGGAUAGGAUUCGAAUUUUAUUUUGUUUUCAUUUUUCUGCUUAAAGAAUUUGAAUGCUAAGACUAAUAGAAGGCCCACAAUCAUGGAGUGAAAAAUUACCCUCAAUAUCGCCAAGCAAUUGGCGUAAUUGGUUUCUAUCUAAUUGAUUUGCUCCUGCAA
Prosopis cineraria is the source of this 5509-nucleotide messenger RNA. RefSeq names its product pentatricopeptide repeat-containing protein At5g15280, mitochondrial. Gene Ontology annotation, molecular function: protein binding. The coding region runs from base 1431 to 5171 and encodes 1246 amino acids. The transcript has 2 exons. The record is from RefSeq and is a predicted model, not a curated record. Lineage: Eukaryota; Viridiplantae; Streptophyta; Magnoliopsida; Fabales; Fabaceae.